This is a messenger RNA of Dioszegia hungarica, 1023 nucleotides long. RefSeq names its product putative coproporphyrinogen oxidase. The transcript is spliced from 2 exons. The record is from RefSeq and is a predicted model, not a curated record. The coding region runs from base 1 to 1023 and encodes 340 amino acids. Gene Ontology annotation, cellular component: mitochondrial intermembrane space; cytoplasm. Gene Ontology annotation, molecular function: coproporphyrinogen oxidase activity. NCBI's taxonomy places the organism in Eukaryota, Fungi, Basidiomycota, Tremellomycetes, Tremellales, Bulleribasidiaceae.
AUGCGUAUCCGGAUGGCCUUAUGGGUCAAGGCACUCCAAGACCACAUCGUCACCACCCUCGAGUGCAUCGAGGCUUCUCAUCCUAGCUCCGCCGAUACGCCCUCUCCCAAAUUCCUCCGAGACCACUGGCUCCGGCCCGAAGGGGGCGAAGGCUCUUCCUGCGUCCUCACCGGCGGCCGAGUCUUUGAAAAGGCCGGCGUCAACGUCUCUAUCGUCCACGGCAAACUCCCGCCUGGCGCCCAAAAGCAAAUGCGGGCAGACCACGCCUCGCUGCCCGUUCGUGAGACACCCGUCCCCUUCUUCGCUACCGGCAUCUCUAUCGUCCUCCACCCGCGCAAUCCCCACGUCCCCACCGUCCACCUCAACUACCGCUACUUUGAGCUCGAGAACCCCGACAAGCCUGGUCCGGGCGAGCCGCCGGCCGCAUGGUGGUUUGGCGGCGGGACGGAUCUCACGCCGUCAUACCUUGUACCGGACGACGUGCGGCAUUUCCACAGCACCAUCAAGGCUGCGUGUGACAAGCACGACGGGUCCGGCGGGUACUGGAAGGAGUUCAAGGGGUGGUGUGACCGAUACUUCUACAUUCCGCACCGGAAGGAGUCGAGGGGGGUGGGCGGGAUCUUCUUUGAUGAUCUGACGACGUCGUCGGAGAUCAACAAGGGGCGGAAGGCGAGUCCGGGGCCGGAGGGACCGAGCCAGGAAGAGCUGUUCAGCUUCGUCAAGGACGUCUCGUCGAGCUUCUUGCCGUCGUAUGUUCCCAUCGUGUUGAGAAAUAAAGAUCGAGAGUGGACGGAAGAGGAGCGGAGGUGGCAGCUGCUGAGGAGAGGGCGGUAUGUCGAGUUCAACCUGGUGUAUGACAGAGGGACAAAGUUUGGGUUAAUGACCCCCGGAGCGAGAAUAGAGAGUAUCCUCAUGAGUCUGCCCGAGAUUGCGAGGUGGGAGUACAUGACCCAGAUGGGCGCAGAAGGGACACCGGAGGGGGAACUGCAGGAAGUGCUUCGGAACCCUCGGAAUUGGAUAUAA